Molecule: messenger RNA, 1042 nt
Organism: Momordica charantia (bitter melon)
Lineage: Eukaryota; Viridiplantae; Streptophyta; Magnoliopsida; Cucurbitales; Cucurbitaceae
Product: large ribosomal subunit protein uL30w
Biological process (GO): maturation of LSU-rRNA from tricistronic rRNA transcript (SSU-rRNA, 5.8S rRNA, LSU-rRNA)
Cellular component (GO): cytosolic large ribosomal subunit
Molecular function (GO): structural constituent of ribosome; RNA binding
Source: RefSeq, a predicted model, not a curated record
AGACGUGGCGCGUCCAAACCCUACAAAACCCUAGCUGCAGUUGAUCGCCUUCUUCGCCUUUCUCAGGAAACCCUAAUUUCGUUUCAGGAUCAACUCGAACUUCAGAGGAUAUGGGCGAAGAAGCUAAGGCCAUAAUUCCAGAGUCGGUUUUGAAGAAAGAAAGGAGGAAUGAGGAGUGGGCUUCGGCAAGUAAGCAAGAACAGGAGGCUGCAAAGAAGAAGAGAGCAGACACCAGGAAAUUGAUUUACAAUCGUGCUAAAUUGUACUCGAAGGAAUAUGAAGAGCAGGAAAAGGAGCUCAUUAGGCUGAAGCGAGAAGCAAAGUUGAAGGGAGGGUUUUAUGUUGACCCUGAGGCCAAGCUUUUGUUUAUCAUCCGCAUUCGAGGUAUCAAUGCGAUGCACCCUAAGACCAGAAUGAUAUUGCAGCUUUUGAGAUUGAGACAGAUAUUCAAUGGUGUAUUUCUGAAAGUAAACAAAGCAACCCUAAAUAUGCUUCACAGGGUUGAGCCUUAUGUUACUUAUGGUUACCCCAAUCUGAAGAGCGUGAGAGAACUCAUCUAUAAGAGGGGCUAUGGGAAACUAAACAAGCAGAGAACUGCUUUGACUGACAACUCAAUCGUCGAACAGGCGCUGGGUAAACAUGGAAUUUUGAGCGUGGAAGAUCUUAUACACGAGAUCAUGACAGUUGGACCUCAUUUUAAAGAGGCAAAUAACUUCCUGUGGCCAUUCAAGCUGAAGGCACCGUUGGGUGGUUUGAAAAAGAAGAGGAACCACUAUGUUGAAGGAGGAGAUGCUGGAAAUCGUGAAAAUUAUAUCAAUGAGCUUAUCAGAAGAAUGAACUAGUUUUUCUAUUUCUUGUUUAUGGAGGAGGUUUCUAUUACCUUUAUUAGAUGGGGGAAUUUGAAUCUGAACUUUUAUACUCUAUUGCGAAGUUUGACAUCUUUUGUUAGUUGUUUGGAGGACAUUAAUUAAUUUCUUCAAAAUUUUGUUAAAUUUUGAUUGAGUGGAUAUCUUGGAAAUUUGAUCGAGUUCAAUUAUUUAUA